Molecule: messenger RNA, 1509 nt
Organism: Microtus oregoni (creeping vole)
Lineage: Eukaryota; Metazoa; Chordata; Mammalia; Rodentia; Cricetidae
Product: leukocyte-associated immunoglobulin-like receptor 1
Exons: 8
Coding region: 44-841 (265 amino acids)
Source: RefSeq, a predicted model, not a curated record
GGGCUUCAGCUCCAGACUGCGUCAGACUGCUGAAGCUUGAGUCAUGUCACUUCAUUCUGCCAUGGUGGUGGCCCUCGUGCUGUGCCUGGGAUGGACAAUUAAUACUCAGCAAGAAUCUCUGCUGAGUCCUUCCAUUUCGGCUGAUCCAGGCCUUGAGAUUUCCCAAGGACAUUCUGCAAAGUUUGUGUGCACAAGCCCUGUAGAAUAUGAUACAUUCCGCCUGGAGAAGGGAAGCACAAAAAUAAAGGAUAAGAAGAAUGAUUUGCCUUCUCAAAAACAGGCUAUAUUCCAUCUUGGCCCAGUAAAUGAAGACACUGCUGGAUCUUAUCAGUGUCUCUAUGAAAAAGAAUCUAAGUGGUCCCAACGCAGUAAGACUCUGGAGCUGAAAGUGACCAGUGAAGAUGUCACCCACACUUCUGACCCAGUCCCAGGAGUGGUCUCAGACACAUCCUGGCUGAAGACAAACAUCAUUUAUGUUCUCAUUGGGGUUGCUGUGGUCUUCCUCCUUUGUCUUCUCCUCUUCCUUCUCUUCUGCUUCCACAGCCACCGUCAGAAAAAGCAAGGGCUCCCAAACAGCAAGAGCCAGGAGCACAGUCUGCAAAAGAGGCUCAGCCUAGUUACUAAUGGCCUGGAGAGCACACCAGACAUAGUCACAGAUGACUUGCUUCCUGAGGACAAAAGAACAGAAACCUUGAUCCCUGAUGCAGGAGGUCUUCAGGAGGUGACAUAUGCCCAGCUGGACCAUCAUGCCCUCACACAGAGGACAGUUGGAGAUGUGACCCCACGGAGCACAGAAACCAUGACUGAGUCCAGCACAUAUGCAGCCAUCAUCAGACGCUGAGCCUGGGCACACCUGGAGACACACAUAGUCACUAUUGGAAAAACCCAAAGCAGCCAUUAAAAGGUUCCUUUUGGAAUCAACCUGGUGUGGAAAGCUAGCCAACCAGUCCUGCUUGAGGCAGAAACUGGACCCUAGAAACCCCUGUUCCCCAUCUAGGAGCUGUAUUGUGUAGGUGGUAGUAUCAGUCCUUGGAAAAGACUGUGUUGCAGUAAGCUUCAAAGCCCCUUUAUAAUCACCUAGUUGUUUUCAGAGACACAGUUAGAGCCCCUUACCUGUUUCUUCAGACUCUUCCAUAGUCCAGAUUAUUUAAUGAACAGCAUGAUUUCUCUCCUUCUACACCCCCAUUUUGCAAUGUGCCCAGUGAACUCUAAAGGCUUCCUUGGAUCCCCUGCUGGCUCUGGCUGGAUUGUACUCAUGCAGCUGAGAGCUAAGAUGCUUCUCUGCAUCAGGCUUCAUGGUAUGCAUCAUGGGAAGUUUUGAAGAUGGAACAUCAAGGGUGCAUGAUGGGUAUUUCUGAAGAUGGAACAUCUACAAUCUGUGCUGGUCUUGAACACACAGCCCCUGAGAACCAAAAUUCUGCCUUUAUUGGUUUCAUAAAUGAGGGGAGAAAUGGGGGCUACAACGGAUGCUUAUGAUGUCUUUCUUGAUUAAAAUAUAUGUAUAGUUGA